Manis javanica (Malayan pangolin) is the source of this 4217-nucleotide messenger RNA. NCBI's taxonomy places the organism in Eukaryota, Metazoa, Chordata, Mammalia, Pholidota, Manidae. The record is from RefSeq and is a predicted model, not a curated record.
UGAAGGGGGAGGAUUCUAUCUGUUUCUGGCAAACAUGAAGUCAGACCUCUGGUACAUCUUUCUCUUCUGCUUCCAGGUUGAAGUUCUAACAGGAGAAAUCAAGGAUUCUGCCAAGUCUGAGAUGUUUACAUUUCAUAAUGGAGGUGUACAAAUUUUAUGCAAAUACCCUGAGACGGUCUGGCAAUUUAAAAUGCAGUUGCUGAAGGGGACGCAAAUACUCUGUGAUCUCUCUAAGACAAAGGGAAGUGGAAACACGGUGUCCGUUAAGAAUCCGAAAUUCUGUCAGUCUGAGUUAUCCAACAACAGUGUCUCUUUUUUUCUGUACAACUUGGACAGUUCACAUGCCAGCUAUUACACCUGCAAACUAUCCAUUUUUGAUCCUCCUCCUUUUCUAGAGAUUCUUAGUAAAGAAUAUUUGAAUAUUUACGAAUCCCAGCUUUGUUGCCAACUGAAGUUCUGGUUUCCCAUAGGAUGUGCGGCUUUGGUUGUACUCUACAUUUUUGGGUGCAUAUUUAUUUGUUGGCUUACAAAAAAGAAGUACCGACCCAGUGCGCAUGACCCUAAUAGUGAGUACAUGUUCAUGGCAGCAGUGAAAACAGCUAAAAAACCUGGACGUGCAGGUACGGCUCCAUUUGGCGGGUUGGGCAGAGAAGAGUGCUCUUCAUAUUAAGCCUGGGUUUUUAAUUUUUUAUAUUAAAGGAAGGUGAAAAUGUGUCGAAGGCCUAAUUUUAGUAUUUUCUGUGAAAAUCUGGACUUUCACUUGAACUGAUUGGGCAUUUUCUGCAGCACAUCGGAAACAAACAAUAAACUUGUAAACCACUAUUAAAAGCAAACAAAAAAUUCACAAACCACUAUUAUAUCGUAAUUUCCUCAUUGAUAUUUCAAAAAUAGGGAGGAGUCUAAGUUUUCCUUGUUAAAAAGUUCAAGUCAUACAGUGAACAUGCAAAUUAAAUGCAAGUUCCUGAGUGUGGUACUUGGGGGAUACACAGAUACAUGGAGAUUUUUGACUGAGAUUUGGAACAAACAUCUGGGCUGGAGGUACCAAGGGGAAGAAGGAAAAAUUGGUGACAGUAUUGUAAUUUUGAUGAAAGAACGUGCAAGUUGAGAGUGGUGGGUGGCCCCAGUUAGGCGGGACUCUGACCUUCCCAUUCACAAAGAGUGUGGUCAGUUUGAGGGCCGUUAGGUGGAGGAGCAUCCAGAAAGCCUAAACCUUGUGGAAAGUUUCAAGUCAUUCGCCUUUGAGGUUGCAGUGAUGUGAGGUGCAUUAAGAGACAGAAGCAUUUUUGCCACCACUCAGUGAAAUCCUUGUAUAAAAGGGACACACAUAGCAUCUGUUGUCAUGGAGUUAAAGCAGGGAAAGGGAGCUAAAUGCUCAUUUAGUCCUCAUAUUUCAGAUGAGAGAAAUUGAUGCCAAGGUGUUCAAUGACUUCUCGGCUUCCCCAGACAGUUAAUGUCAUAGCUUUGACACUAACAAAGAGCUUGUGUUUCAUUUCUUUGCUAUUGAAAAAAAAAAUUCUUUCUCUCAAUCUCUGUGCUCAUAAUAAUGUCAGUCUUAGUCUGGAUUCCAGAAAGCAGACCCUGAGACAAAGACUUGGGUGCAAGUAGUUUAUCUGGAAAGUGAUCCCUGGAAGAGGGGUGAGGGAUCAGGGAGAAUGGGGCAGACAAGGAGGAAAAGCGCAUGAAGGGGGCAUUACCAAGAUCUCAGCUAGAGGCCACAGAACCCUGAGAAGUAUGCAGACAACUCCAGAGUUGUAGUUCUGAAGGAUGGGGAGGGGGAGAUUAUCCACCAGCUCCCAUACCCACUGGCUUGCAGUUGCCUGCAGGGUGCAUUUACUCUCCUUUGUCCCUAAACUGUGCCCUGUGCUUGGGCUAACAAGUCAUCAGAGAAAGCCCUGAGGCAGAAAAGCAGAGAAAUGCAAGGUGGGGCUCUUGUGCUAGAAUGGUCAGCAAGGGAAGAAACGGCUACUCCAGCUGUGCCUGGCAUCAAAAUGGGCAGUUUCAGACCCCACCUACCAAGCCUAGCAUAUCAUUUUGCAAAAGAUGUAAGCAAAUAAUAGCUGUGAAAAUGGCUAGAGUGGAAGCUUCUUGAGGGUAGGCAUGGUCUUCAUUCUGUAUUCUGAAAGCAUUGCAUACACAGUUCCAAGCAAAGCAUGACUAAGGACUCUUAUCAAAUAUUUAUUGUAUGAUUAUUACAUGAAUAGCAUGAGCAUUAUGUGUUGGGGAGGGGAGGGAAGCCUCAAGAGAGUCCUUGUCUUCCAUCUGUAAUGUAAUGUCAGUGGGAAAGUGAUAACAGAGGGUGGAGUCACUCAAUUGCAAAGUAUAGAGUUCAGAUAAUGCCUGUGACAGGGGUUGAGAAUGGACUGGGUAAAACUACAUGGAUAAUAUGGAACUGGUACUGUAUCACGAAGCAUAAAAAAGAGUUUGGAUGGGUUUGGGUAUAUGUGUGUGUGUGCAUGUGUGUUUAUAAGAGGCAGAGGAAGGGGAAAACCCAUUGAAGGGUAUUGGCACAUGGAAAACUUUUAAAGAAUUUAUGCUAAAUUUUGUUUCAGAUGUGACCCAUAACUCAGAAUUCUCUGGCACCCCAGCGUGAACCACAUUGGCCAGUUCUCCUGACUUGAAGUGCGAGCUUCCCUUAUUCCCUGGUCUGACUGACUUGACUACACACAUCUUCCACUGACGUUUUGUUCAGUCUGGACCAGUAUGACUGUAUCAGUCACUUGGGAUUUUAACAGACUGCCUAAGGACUGCUGAGUUCUCUCAAAACAAACACCCUCUUGCAAUUAGCUUUCUAGAAAGCCCAACUCAUGUGUGCUCAACAAAUAGACCUCACUGGGAUGGAAUCCCUGUCUUCACAUCUGCUUCUAGCGAUGCACCAGCCAGAAAACAAGCACAUCUACAAAUAUUUUAAAAGAUGCCAAGGGUACUGAAUCUGCAAAGCAAAUGGCUGCCAAGGGCCAGAAUCUGUCUGCAUUUCUCCACAGACUACCUCUUCUUCCUGUGGGCACAGGCAUUCCUUUUUCAGUCAGACUGUAGAGGGAGAUGCUUCAAAACUGUAGCUAUUUUAUUUCUGAGGUGUGGAUAUGUAAGUGUACUCUGCCAAUUCAUUAGUACACAGAACCCUUCUCCAAGCUGUGAACCCCAGGCCAUCAUUCCACCAAGAGUUUUUAGAUGCCUUCUGCCCUCCACUUUCCUUUUUAAAGUACUUUUACAAGACUACUUGACAGAUACUCUGAGUAGGGAGCUAUGGCUACAUUUUUUUUCUCUGCUGCUCAAUGAAAUAUUAUAUAUAUAUAUAAUAUAUAUAUUCUACAUAUAGUUACAGCCUAAUGAAUACAAUUUGCCUAUAGUCUCCCUACAAGAAUAUUUUUGCUCCAGAAAGACAUUUUAUUUUCCCAAACACAGUUAAAAUGGUUUACUCUGCUGACUUGUUGACAUCAGUGGUAGAGAAUAUUGCCAAGAAUCAGAAGCGACUUUAUUUUAUGAUCCUGUUUUUGACCAUUAUCUAUGUUUUCGUGGUGCUAUUAAUUAUAAACUAGGCUAUUUCAUAGAUCACAGUAAAAUUUCAAGCAAACAAAUCCACCUUUCACUGUCAAGCAUUGUCCUGGGGAUAGAGCCAUUGGUGUAUUCAGUAUGAAAGCUGCAGUUCCUCGAGGUCACUGCCAAACUACAGCCAUGCCGUCUGUGGCCCCCAUCAGCCUGGAGCAGCCAUCUAGACCUGGGUGGAAUUCCAAGUGUUGACAGAUCCUCCUGAGUCCAAGGACAACCACCUGCCGAGGCUGAAGUCCGCCCCAGGACCAUACAGGGUCUGCCUGCCUUUGUGUGCGUCCAGGAUCUGUGAAGAAGCACAGAUGUCAGGGAGUAACCAGCAUGAUUCCCUCUCCUAGCAACCAUUCAGCCUGGAAACUGACUCUGGCCCUUCAAGAUAGUUUUCCUUUAAAUACAAUUUGGUUGGGAAGAUUUUUAAAUAUACGUAACAUGUGAUUAUUUUUAGCUGGAUUAUUUUCUCCACUUCCUGUCUGCAUACCCAAGGCCCAUGUGUAUGUAACAGCAUUUUUAACUUUUGGUAAAAUGGGGUUAUAUGGUAGUUUUAAAAUUUGUAAUUGCCUGCUUAUAUUACUUUAAAAGUGAGACCUGAUGUUUCAUUAUGCAUACUUACAUUAUUUUAAGGAUGUGUAAUGCCGGACAUGUACAGUAAAGUACUGAAUUUGUAAUUUGAA